AUGUCGUCUGAUUCGAGCUAUACUCGGCGUGUAGUGUGCUUCUAUGGAUUGAUUGCAAAUGUGUUGACUUCAAACACAGACAAGAACCCAUCACGGCGAUAUUACAGAUGUCCAAAUGAAGAUAAUGAAGAUUUGGAGAAGACCAUUCAUGCCAUGUGCAAGCUACAAAACAAGAAUGAAGAGCUGGAGAAGGCCAUUCAUGCAAUGUGCAAGAGAAAGAAGAUUGAGAGAAAAUUGAUUUUGUUAGUUUUAGUUUUUUGUGUGGCUAUGUAUUGGAAUGGAGUUGGAAAUGGAAAUGAUGUUGGUUUUGUCUUAUGGCAGACUGAAGUUCUAAAGACUACCAACAGAGUUCUUGGAUGGACUCUUUGUACUAGGACCACCAACAGAGUUCUUGGAUCGACUCCUGGUAUUAGGACCACCAACAGAGUUCUUGGAUCGGCUCCUGGUACUAGGACCACCAACAGGUUAAGUGGCUAUUGUCCUGUGUUGGAGGUGAAGCUAUGUGGCCACUGCCUUGUGUUGGAGGGACAGCUGGUACAUUCUCAGACCCACUAG
This is a messenger RNA of Striga asiatica, 555 nucleotides long. The record is from the annotation of a GenBank genome assembly. Lineage: Eukaryota; Viridiplantae; Streptophyta; Magnoliopsida; Lamiales; Orobanchaceae.